CUUUCCUGAUAUGUAUAAAUAGGAGUCCUCGUACAACAUAUUAUUCAUCCAAUACAAAGAGAAAAUUUCUCUAUCUUAUUUUCAUUUUGUCAUGGUAUCAAAGCAGAUCUAAUUGCUCUCAGUUCUUCUUUAUUUUCUGUAGUUUUCUUGUUUUAUUAUUGUUGCUAUGUCCAGUUCUAGUCAAGUUACAGAUACGAUGGCUGGAACCACCUCUGCUGGUAAAGCUACUCUGUCUGCUGGAUCUGCUACAACUAAUGUAGUAGAUUCGGCUCAUCCUUACUAUCUUCAUCCCUCGGAUUAUACAGGGAUGAAUCUUGUUUCUGUUGUUUUCGAUGGGAGAGGAUAUGGGGACUGGAGACGAGCAGUUGUUAUAGCUCUCUCAGCCAAAAAUAAGCUAGGAUUUAUUGAUGAAUCCUUAGCUACUCCCUCUCUUGAUUCUGGACUGCAAAUGGCUUGGACUCGUUGUAAUGAUAUGGUCUUGUCAUGGCUUCUUAAUUCUCUCUCUAAAGAAAUAGGUGAAAGUUUCUUAUACUCCAACAGUGCAAAAGACCUGUGGAAAGACCUGGAAGACAGGUUUGGUCAGACAAAUGGAGCUAAAUUAUUUCAACUUCAAAAAGAAUUAAGUGUUGUAACUCAAGCUAACACAAGUGUCUUUACUUAUUUCACCAAAAUGAAAAGUUUGAAGGAUGAACUAGAUGCUUUGAAUGCCUUUUCUGCUUGUGUGUUUAAUUGUGACUAUGGAGCAAAAGCUAAAAAUGCUAAAGCUCAUCAAGAUAAAAGACUCCUACAAUUUCUAAUGGGUUUGAAUGACAUAUUUAUUGGUGUUCGAAGCAAUAUCCUAUUCACUUCUCCCUGACCAUCUAUUGGACAAGCAUACUCUUUGGUAAUUCAGGAUGAGAAGCAAAGAGAAAUACAUACUUCUCCUACCUAUCCAGGCGAAUCUGCCUCUUUUUUGGUUGCUAAUCAAGGACAAGGACCAGGAUAUUUUAGGAGAUACUCUGAUAAGAGACAAAAGCUAUGAUAACAAGAGAAAUACACCUAUCUGUGCUUACUGCAAGAAGUGGGUCACAGUAUUGACCAAUGCUAUAAGUUAAAAGGAUUUCCACCUGAUUUUAAGUUUACAAAAUCAAAAAGAGUGCAGGGUCGAGUUUAGGUGAAUAAUGCUUUCACAAAUGAUGAAUCUAAGAUAGAGGGGGAGUGUAGCAAUGCAGUUACUCAGGCUCUUACUCAAGAAAAUGUAACUCAGGCUCUUACUCAAGAAAAUGUAGCAGGGCUCCUACAACUACUUCUGCAGGUUAAGAUGGGACAAUAAGGAGCAAAUAUUUCUGAUGCCUUUCCAAAUGUGAACUGUGCUGGGCCUGAAGGGCCCGCUGGAGAUUGGUAAAGGACACAGGGGACUCUACUUUCUCAAGUCAAAGCUUCCAACAAUCAAGCCUAGAAAUGUUCCUAAGUUUAGCAAUAGUUUUAUUUCCAGUACUAGUUCUUGUAAGGCUUUUAAAGCUCUUGUUUCGGCUUCUAAAGCUCCUAGUUCAAUUUCUUGUUUCAGUCUUUUUAAUUCUAAUGUAAAAGAAGAGUUGUGGCACUACAGAUUAGGCCACAUGCCUUUAAGCAAUAUGAAGAAUAUUUCUACUAUUCUAGUUUCUUCUUCAUGUUCAAAAUUUUCUACUCCUUGUAUCAUUUGUCCUAUGGCUAGACAAUCCAA
Lycium barbarum (goji berry) is the source of this 1702-nucleotide messenger RNA. RefSeq lists its product as uncharacterized. Bases 167 to 856 code for a protein of 229 amino acids. Lineage: Eukaryota; Viridiplantae; Streptophyta; Magnoliopsida; Solanales; Solanaceae. The transcript has 2 exons. The record is from RefSeq and is a predicted model, not a curated record.